CUCCUGCCGUUUCGCAGCAAAGAUGGCAAGCACCAGCGAAACUUUCACCAGUAUUGCCCGAGUCUACCGAGGGACAUUCGUCCACUCGACACAAAAUGCAGCGCUCGAAAUUCUAGAAGAUACGAUUCUUGGAGUCGAUACAGAGGGAAGGAUCGCCUUCAUCAGUACAGCGGCAGAAUUGGGCACGCUCUCCAAGACAUGGGGGUUCAGAAUAUCAGACGUGAGACACCUGGGACCUCGGUUCUUCAUGCCAGGGCUGGUGGACACACACAUCCACGCGUCUCAGUACAGCUACUCGGGCACUGCCUUGGACAUGCCCCUGCUGCAGUGGCUGAACACAUACACCUUUCCCACGGAGGUCAACUACAAAGACCUCGACUUCGCCCAUGAUGUCUACACCAAAGUCGUGAAACGGACUCUGAGAAACGGCACCACUGCCGCCUGCUACUUCGCCACCAUCUACACGGACUCCUCCCUGCUGCUCGGGGAAAUCGCAGACAAGUACGGACAGCGCGCCCUGGUGGGGAAAGUGUGCAUGGACAGGAACCAGGCCGUGCCGGUCUACCAGGAGAGUGUGGACCACUCCUGCAAGGAGACCAAGCGGUUCAUCGGUGAGCUUUUGAAAAGAAAGUAUGCCCGGGUGAGGCCGAUUGUGACCCCGCGCUUCGCCCUCUCCUGCUCCGCCUCGCUGCUCGGACACCUGGGGGAGAUCGCCAAGAACAACGACCUGCACAUACAGAGUCACAUCAGCGAGACGAAGGACGAGGUGGAUCUGGUGAAGCAGCUGUUCCCCGACUCGGAGUCCUACGCCGACGUCUACCACAAACACAACCUCCUCACUAACAAGACAGUGAUGGCUCAUGCCUGCCACCUCACCGACUCCGAACUGAAGCUUUUCAAAGACACAGGAACCUCCAUCGCGCACUGUCCCAACUCCAACAUCUCGCUGUGUAGCGGAAUGCUGGACGUGCAACGGGUUCUGAAGCACAACGUGAAACUGGGACUGGGCACAGAUGUUGCUGGUGGGUAUUCCCCCUCCAUGCUGGAUGCCAUCAGACGGACGCUGGACACCUCCAAAAUCCUGAGCAUCCAGGACCCUAAACACAAAGCGCUGACCUUCGAGGAGGUCUUCAGACUGGCCACACUGGGAGGAAGCGAAGCACUGUCUCUCCACAAGCAAACGGGGAACUUCGAGGUGGGGAAGGACUUUGACGCCCUGCUGAUUAACCCCGUGGUUUCUGACAGCCCGUUUGACGUGUUCCCCAGUGAGGGCCCUAAGGUGAUUCUGGAGAAGUUCCUGAAUUUGGGCGACGACCGGAACAUUGAGGAGGUUUACGUGGCUGGCAAGAAGGUCAUCCCAUUUCAGCAGUCCGAAUAGUCACCUGACCCGCAUCACCGUGCAUCAUUCACUUUACUCUCACCUUAACAGUUUUUAUCUGUCUCUGUACCUGUUUUGCCAUCUAUACAUAUAUACUGAAUUUUAAUCUUUUAAAAUGUUUUUUUUUUCUGUAGCUGAUGAGAAUCAGGGCAUUGCAUUGAUGGAACCAAAGCUUUCACACACCGUUUCUGCCGUGGCUUUGCUCUGGUUGUCCUGCUAUAGUUAAGAAUGAUGUAAUGACUGAAGACUAGCGGAGAGACUGGUCCUUUUCUCUUCAAUUAUACAGUGCCCACAGGAACACAGAAAUAUAUACCCAAACUCACUGGGUAAUUUGUAGUGUGAUUACAAUACUUAAACCCUUAGAGCAGAGGUUUCCAAACUCACUGGGUCAUUUAUAGUGUGAUUACAAUACUUAAACCCCUAGAGCAGAGGUUUCCAAACUCUUUCAGCCUGUGGUCCGGCGAUUCAGAGUCUCAGUGACUGCCAAACAUUGUACGGUCAGCAAUGCCGUGCAUUUCAUUAUGACUAACUGCAGCUGCUGGGGAGCGGCGGCCAUCUUGCUAGGGACCGGCACCAGUCCAUGGUGUUCGGGAACCAUGGCCCUAGACCACAGAGCGGCAUUACAACUGGAACAGCUCAUCAUUAUUUCAGAUUUAGACAGCCGUUCUAGUUGUAACGCAUUCCUAUGGACUAGGCAGAGGUGGAAAGUCCACAGGUCAGAAAGUUCACCCAUGAACUCAGUCAGCUGAUUUCACCAAUUAGCUCUACCUCAACCCCCUGCUGAAGAAUUGUGCUAGCAAAUAGCAAAUGCAGGUGGUUGGAACAAAAUACAGGGGAUGACUUUUACUUUCUGAACCUGGAUUCUCCACCUCCUGAUCUAGGAGUAGAAGCCUGAUGACUCCACUCCCAUUUCAACUAACCCCCAUUAUCUUUAUAGAAGUUUACCGUAUGUAUUUUGAAUUCUGAAGGAAAAAUACAUUUCCUAAUGAGAUUCACAAUGUCAUUGAAAAUAUACAAUUUUAUCAAUUACAUAUUGAGCUUGCUACAUUGUUGUUGUAACUAAUGUUUAUCUGAAUAAUACAUUAUCCUUGAAGUACAGAAUACGUAAGGCUGCAAACAGUGCAAAAUGCUGUUUCCACUAAGGGACAUGUCAAACUGUAAUAAAACACAUGUGAAUUUUU
This is a messenger RNA of Conger conger (European conger), 2559 nucleotides long. It is a transcript of the gene gda, whose product is annotated as guanine deaminase. The transcript is spliced from 14 exons. Bases 23 to 1378 code for a protein of 451 amino acids. Gene Ontology annotation, molecular function: guanine deaminase activity; zinc ion binding. The record is from RefSeq and is a predicted model, not a curated record. Gene Ontology annotation, biological process: guanine catabolic process. NCBI's taxonomy places the organism in Eukaryota, Metazoa, Chordata, Actinopteri, Anguilliformes, Congridae. Gene Ontology annotation, cellular component: cytosol.